Molecule: messenger RNA, 1348 nt
Organism: Gopherus flavomarginatus (Mexican gopher tortoise)
Lineage: Eukaryota; Metazoa; Chordata; Testudines; Testudinidae
Exons: 2
Coding region: 345-1100 (251 amino acids)
Source: RefSeq, a predicted model, not a curated record
UGAAGUCGGCCUUUCUGGGUCGAAUAUGGGGUAGUGUGGAUGCAAUUCGACGAUAUUGGCCUCCGGGAGCUAUCCCAGAGUAGUCCACUGUGACCGCUCUGGACAGCGCUCUUAACUCAGAUGCACUGGCCAGGUACACAGGAAAAGGCCUGUGAACUUUUGAAUUUCAUUUCCUGUUUGGCCAGUGUGGCAAGGUGCAGGUGAGUGCAGAUCUCAUCAGCACAGGUAACCAUGAUGGAGGCCCAGGAUUACAAAAGGGCUCCAGCGUGGACCGAACAGGAGGUACGGGAUCUGCUCGCCAUAUGGGGAGAUGAAUUUGUGCUAGCUGAACUCUGUUCCAGUAAAUGAACUGCCAAAACAUUAGAAAAAGUUUCAAAGGGCAUGAAGGACAAAGAGGCCAUAAUAGGGACACACAGCAGUGCCACGUGAAAAUUAAGGAACAAAGGCAAGCCUACCACAAAACCAGAGAGGCAAAUGGAAGGUCCGGGGCAGAGCCACAGACAUGCCACUUCUACGCUGAGCUGCAUGCCAUACCCCAACCUUGUGCUUUGACUCCGUCAAUGGAGAAUGACACAACACCGAAGCGGGUUUGGGGGAUGAGGAAGAUGAUGAUGAAGAGACUGACGAUAGCUCACAGCAAGGAAGCAGAGAAACUGGUUUCCCCAACAGCCAAGAUAUGUUUUUCACCCUGGACCUGGAGCCAGUAUCCCUCAAAUCCACCCAAGGCGGGCUCCCGGACCCUAAGGGCAGACAAGGGACCUCUGAGGCUAGCGAAGAUUAAAAGGCUAAAAAAAUGCACUCGGGAUGAGAUGUUCUCAGAGCUACUGCUGUCUUCCUACACUGACAGAGCACACCAGAAUGUGUGGAGGCAGAUGAUGUCAGAGUGCAAGAAAGCACAACAGAACACGAGGAGAGGUGGCAGGCUGAAGAGCAUAGGUGACAUCAGCUUGCUGACAGAAGGCAAAAGUCGAUGCUCCAACUGCUGGAGCAUCAAACUGAUAUGCUCCAGCAUAAGGUUGAGCUGCAGGAAAGGCUGCAGGAGCACAGACUGCUGCUACAGCCCCUGUGUAACCAACCACCCUCCUCCCCAAGGUCCAUAGCCUCCUCACUCAGAUGCCCAAGAACGUGAUGUGGGGGCCUCCGGCCACCCAGCCACUCCACCCCAGAGGAUUGCCCAAGCAACAGAAGACUGGCCUUCAAUAAGUUUUUAAGUUUUAAAAUGCGGUGUAGCCUUGUCCUUCCCUCCUCCCCCACCCUACCCGAUGCUUCCCUCUGCCCCCACCCAUCCUGGGCUACCUUGGCAGUUAUCCCCCUAUUUGUGUGAUGAAUUAAUAAAGAAUGCAUGAAU